CUCAAAUUGUUGUCCAAUAUUUGCUCUAAUAAUAAACAGGAAAUACGGAUGAACUAUGGAAUAAUGGAUGUAAAUGUGAGCUGAAUUCAAUGUUUACCUUGAAGCGACUUGGCCAAUGCUUCAGUGUAAGUAAAUCUGUGCUAACUUUUCGCACUGCGAAGCUAAAUACAACUCUUCCGGAAGGUCUACGCGAAUUCUUCGAUGAUCCGGCUAAUUAUGGUAAGGAUGAACUUGAUGAGAAAAACAAGCCUGGUCGUUCGUGGAGCAAGGAUGAAUUAAGAUUGAAAUCAAGUUCUGAUCUUCAUAAAUUAUGGUACGUGCUGUUGAAGGAACGCAAUAUGUUGUUGACAAUGCAGGAAGCAUGCAUCCAGAAAGCGCGUCGUAUGCCCAACCCAGAUCGAAUUGAGAAAGUGGCUGAGAGCAUGUGUAAUCUGGAAUCAGUGGUACAUGAACGUAACGAUGCCUAUUUUCGCCUCGAAACAGGAGAUGGUGCAGACCCACCGAUGCGGACCGUCACGUCUUUUGCAGGCUUUACUUACCGGAAACAUGCCACUGAACAUCUUACUCUCCCGAAUGAACACAGUAAAAAAGAAUAUGAGAUACCUUAUCUCGACGAUGAUGCCUAUUUAAUGCAAAAAUUAUGGAUUGAAAAAGAACAUGCGAAGCAACGUGACACUUUAGAUGAUGAAGUGAGACGAAGGCGACUUACCAAAGAUCAAGUGAAACAUCGACGCUCAGCCCGCUCUUAUAUCAGUGACAUUACUCAGCUUAAAGAAGUGCAGAAACUUAUCUCGUAGUAUAAGUGUUGUAUUCAAUAUCGCAAUAAAUUUUGUUCCUUAUAGUCUUUGUUUCUCUACACGGUGCUAUUAAAUUCUGCGGCUGUGGAUAAUAAAACCUGGACAGAACCUAAAUUCGUU
Molecule: messenger RNA, 917 nt
Organism: Loa loa (African eye worm)
Lineage: Eukaryota; Metazoa; Nematoda; Chromadorea; Rhabditida; Onchocercidae
Exons: 6
Coding region: 90-797 (235 amino acids)
Biological process (GO): mitochondrial translation
Cellular component (GO): mitochondrial large ribosomal subunit; mitochondrial ribosome
Molecular function (GO): structural constituent of ribosome
Source: RefSeq, a predicted model, not a curated record